Molecule: messenger RNA, 2830 nt
Organism: Salvelinus namaycush (lake trout)
Lineage: Eukaryota; Metazoa; Chordata; Actinopteri; Salmoniformes; Salmonidae
Product: regulator of G-protein signaling 9-like
Exons: 16
Coding region: 1-1392 (463 amino acids)
Biological process (GO): G protein-coupled receptor signaling pathway; regulation of G protein-coupled receptor signaling pathway; intracellular signal transduction
Source: RefSeq, a predicted model, not a curated record
AUGUCGGUCCGACACCUUCACCUGUGGGUGGAGGUGUUUGUGGUUGAGAUGCAGGAUCCUAAGAGUGGGGUGAAGGGUGCCGAUCAGAAACUCAACGUAACCAUCAUCCCACACGUCAUCAACGGGCAGGACAUUUUAGCAUGGAUCGUCACCAAAAUGAAGGUUACCACAGAAGAGGCCCAGGCGUUUGGGACCAUGCUGGUGGCCUACGGGUACAUCUACCCCCUCCAGAACCACAGGACGUUGGUCCUGGUCCCCGACAGCACCCUCUACCGCUUCCAGACCCCUUAUUUCUGGCCCGUGCAGAAGUGGCCCGCUGAGGACAUAGACUAUGCCGUCUACCUGGCCAGGAGAAACAUCCGGAAGAAGGGGAUGCUGGAGCCCUAUGAGCAGCAACACUACGACAAUCUCCACAAAUGGAUGAACCCCAAGUGGGAUUUCAUCGUGAUGCAGGCCACAGAACAGGCUAAUAAAGAGAGGAAGAAGCCAGACAGAGUGGUGUUGGACUGUCAGGAGAGAGCCUACUGGAUAGUACACAGGCCACCACGUCGGACACACAGUGCCAUGGACUAUGGGCUGGACCGUCUCAUUGACCCCAAUGCAGAGGAGGUAACAGGUGAGUACUGUGCUAACAUUUUCUUUACACAAGCCCUAAUGAGGUCAGCUGUCAAAUCGUCUGUGUCCCUCACAGCCUUUGUCAAGUACGUGACAACCCACCACAAUCACGACCCGUUCCUGACGACCCCUGUCCCCAGCAACCCCUGGAUAACGGACAGUGACGAGUUCUGGCAACUCAACUCAAGAAGUGUGGACAUCCCCACUAAGUUGAGUGUGGAGCGUUGGGUGUUGAGCUUCUGGGAGCUGAUCAGUGACCCACGAGGCAGAGUCGACUUCAAGCUCUUCCUCAAGAAGGAGCACAGUGCGGAGAACAUGGCGUUUUACGAGGCAGCUGAGGAGAUGAGGUGGGGAGCAGCAUCUGCCAUACCAGAGAAAUCCCAGUUCAUCUUCAACACCUUUCUGAAACCUGGAGCUCCUCGAUGGAUCAACAUUGAUGGUCGUACCAUGGGGCUGACGGUGAAGGGCCUGGUUGUUCCUCACCGCUACGUCCUCGACGCUGCUCAGACACACAUCUUCCUGCUCAUGAAGAAGGAUACCUUCUACCGUUAUCUCAAGUCUCCGGUCCACAAAGACAUGCAGAAGAGGGCUCUGGUCCCGUCGCCUCACGUCUUCACUGAUGCCCAGUUGGAGGCCAAUGUGAAGAAUCGUAACCCAGGCGUCAGCCCCAUCCUGCUGUGGCAGCAGGAGGAGGAGGAGAAGGCAGCAGCAGCUGUUGCUGCCAGGCCCAUUGACGUCAAAGCCAUGGUGGCCACCAACAAGCUGGACAGGAAGUAGAGAGAGCCCAGGGCAUCAUGGGAAAUAGAGUUUAAUAUACAUACUGUUGUUCAUCUAAUAUAUAUUUGGUUUCCAUGGAGAUGGUGUUACAUAGGACUACUUAAAGUCCUAAAUAAUGGACUUACUAGUUAUUGUUUUAAUGGAGAUAUUGGUAAUGUAUAGAAUAACUGAUGUCCUCGACCACUGAUGUCAAGCCAGUACGGAUUGGUUGAUUGAGGGAAAUAAACGAUUGGCUGUUGAGUAGCUGUGUUGCGUUAAGGCCAGUUACUGUACCAGUUAAGGCCAGUUACUGUACCAGUUAAGGCCAGUUACUGUACCAGUUAAGGCCAGUUACUGUACUGAGAAUGAAUCUGCUGACCAGAUGAUAAAAGCUACUUUAGUUCAGAUGGACAGAUCACAGGGACUGUCUGUAGGGGCCCUCUGAUACACAACAUACUAUAUCAACUGCUGCAGAGGAGAAAUAUAUACAUCUGGAAGAGCCACGUGACUGUUAGAAGGAAACGGAAAGCCAGAGGUAGAUACCAGUUGAUACCAGUCUGCAACUAGAUAGAUACAUUAUCAUUACCAGUCUGCAACUAGAUAGAUAACAGUUAUCGUUACCAGUCUUCUGCCAGAGAUAGAUAACAGUUAUCGUUACCGGUCUUCAGCCAGAGAUAGAUAACAGUUAUCGUUACCAGUCUUCAGCCAGAGAUAGAUAACAGUUAUCGUUACCAGUCUUCAGCCAGAGAUAGAUACCAGUUGUUACCAGUCUGCAACUAGAUAGAUACAUUAUCGUUACCAGUCUUCAGCCAGAGAUAGUUACCAGUCUGCAACUAGAUAGAUACGUUAUCGUUACCAGUCUUCAGCCAGAGAUGGAUAACAGUUAUCGUUACCAGUCUUCAGCCAGAGAUAGAUACCAGUCUGCAACUAGAUAGAUACAUUAUCGUUACCAGUCUUCAGCCAGAGAUAGAUACCAGUCUGCAACUAGAUAGAUACGUUAUCGUUACCAGUCUUCAGCCAGAGAUAACAGUUAUCAUUACCAGUCUUCAGCCAGAGAUAGAUAACAGUUAUCGUUACCAGUCUUCAGCCAGAGAUAGAUAACAGUUAUCGUUACCAGUCUUCAGCCAGAGAUAGAUAACAGUUAUCGUUACCAGUCUUCAGCCAGAGAUAGAUAAGUUAUCGUUACCACAGUCUGCAAAAUGUAUAUUAUAUUUGUGUGUGUUUGUAAGUCUCACAUGUCCCAUACCUCUGUAGGUGGUGUAUUGUUCAUAUGUCUUUUGCAUCAUUUGUCUCUCUAGCUAUUUCUACAACACUAUGUCAAAGCUGAACCUGUCUACACACUCCUGUCUGUCUGUCAGUGUAUAGAACAUGUUGUCUGUCUGCAGGCUGACGUUUUGUUCCCCUCUACCUCUGUUCUGAUAAUCCGGUCUCCGACCCAAUUAUUAUAAAAUAUGUAAUA